AGCAAUAUCCUCUCUCCCUUCCUCUAUCUCAACUUUAACUUUUUCACCACCUCCCAAGAACAUUUUUAUUAUUAUUCUAUCCGAGCCUUAGCUGAAAAGCAAGUGCUAAUUCAAAUGUCCGCAGCAUAGUAGAGAUAGAGAGAGAAGGGGAGAGGUGGGGAGAGAGAGAUCAAGUCUUGCAUAUAUCUUCCUUAUAUUGUUAGGGUUGAGACAACACAAGACAAAACCUUUUCUCUUGGUUUUUACCUUAACCACAAUUGUAAUAGCUCUCUUUGAUGACCCUUUUGUUUUGUAUAACUAGCUACGUUGAGUAAACUCGAGUGAUAUGUUAAAGAAGAUCAUGGCAACAGAAGAAGCAAUAACAAGUAGCAACAAUGGUUUUGUUGAAAACCCUGUUGGUGGAUCCAAUCCUCCUGCUCUAAAGAAGAAGAGAAACCUCCCAGGAACUCCAGAUCCUGAAGCAGAAGUCAUAGCUUUAUCACCAAAAACUCUCAUGGCCACCAACAGAUUCUUGUGUGAAAUAUGUGGUAAAGGGUUUCAAAGAGAUCAAAACCUACAACUCCAUAGGAGAGGACACAACCUUCCAUGGAAGCUCAAGCAAAGGACCAACAAAGAAGUAAAAAAGCGUGUUUAUGUCUGCCCUGAAAAGACCUGUGUCCAUCAUCAUCCUUCUAGGGCUCUUGGAGACUUAACAGGUAUAAAGAAGCACUUUUGUAGGAAGCAUGGAGAGAAGAAGUGGAAGUGUGAAAAAUGUUCAAAAAGAUACGCUGUGCAAUCAGAUUGGAAAGCGCACUCAAAGACUUGUGGCACUAGGGAGUACAAAUGUGACUGUGGGACUCUAUUUUCAAGGAGAGAUAGCUUCAUCACUCACAGGGCCUUCUGUGAUGCCUUAGCAGAGGAAACAGCAAGAGUAAAUGCAGUAUCUAGCAUAAACAACUUGGCUGCUGGGAGCAUCAAUUAUCAUCUGAUGGGGAAUCCAUUAGGGCCUACCAUGGCACAACAUUUCUCUACAAUUUUCAAGCCAAUUUCAAGCAAUGAUCACCAAACAAGACAGGGAGGAGUUUCCUUGUGGAUGAACCAAGGUGUACCCCAAGUGAGUGAAGCAAUGGGAAAUAACAUUCAAGAGAUUCAUCAACUUCGCUCUGUGACUAGUUCAGGAGCUAUGUUUGGUGACCUUCUUGCUGUUUCAUGCUCACAUGCUCCACCAUCUGAUCAUUAUCAGUUAAAUUGGCCAGUUUUUGGAAAUAAGAUCUCUUCAAAUAAUGCUCACGAGGAGCUGACAAGCACUUUAGUACUUCCUCUAACCAACGUUAAGGAAGCAGCUGCUGCAAGUCAGCUAGCAAGUGUUCCUUCAUUGUAUAGCACCCAACAACAGCAGUCCCAUCAAACAACUUCGGCCAACAUGUCAGCCACUGCUUUGCUGCAAAAAGCUGCUCAGAUCGGUGCAACUUCAACUGAUCCAUCAUUCCUUGGAAGUUUUGCGCUGAAGAGCAAUGCUAAUAAAGUUCAAGAUGGGAACAAGUUCUGUGGACUAUAUGGUUCAAGCCCUGUAAGCACUAAUCCAGCAAGUGACGUGGAGAACUCGGGAAGUGAUCAGAUCUCCUCUUUGAAUCAGCUUCAAAUGUACCCUAAAAGGCAGAAAAUAUUUCAAAGUGAUCAAGACAGUCCUGCAGGAGGGCAAACUAGAGACUUUCUUGGUGUUGGUGUACAAGCCAUAUGCUACCCAUCAUCUAUGAAUGGCUGGAUUUAAACUUCAUGGGAUGACAUCAGUUUCUUAAUGGGAAGUAAAUUUGACAAUAAAAUGGAUCAGAAAAGAGAAGUAUUUGAGAUUUUAGUAAUGGGAAACUUUGCAGGAAGGAAAAGGUGGCAUUCAUGAGUGCUUGAUGGAGGGCUAAAAGGUUAUGCUUAGAAAACUAUUGAAGAGUAGUUGUUGAAGGAAGGAGAUCCAUGCAUAUUCUGUUGAACCCUAAAAGUGAUUCCUUUAACAUGAUGGCCUUUAUUUUUUGAGAAAAAGCAAGGGAGGGCUAAUAGUAGUGGGAGCAAAGCAAGAGUACUUCACCUUUUGAGCUC
Molecule: messenger RNA, 2070 nt
Organism: Populus euphratica (Euphrates poplar)
Lineage: Eukaryota; Viridiplantae; Streptophyta; Magnoliopsida; Malpighiales; Salicaceae
Product: zinc finger protein NUTCRACKER-like
Exons: 3
Coding region: 326-1750 (474 amino acids)
Cellular component (GO): nucleus
Molecular function (GO): DNA-binding transcription factor activity
Source: RefSeq, a predicted model, not a curated record